UGUUACCGUAAUACUUCAUAUGUUACCGCAAUACUUCAUAUGUUACCGUUAUACUUCAUAUGUUACCGCAAUACUUCAUAUGUUACCGUUAUACUUCAUAUGUUACCGUUAUACUUCAUAUGUUACCGUAGUAUUUCAAAUGUUACCGUAAUACUUCAUAUGUUACCGCAAUACUUCAUAUGUUAUCGCAAUACUUCAUAUGUUUUUGUUACCGUAAUACUUCAUAUGUUACCGCAAUACUGCAUAUGUUACCGCAAUACUUCAUAUGUUACCUUAAUAGUUCAUAUACUCCACGAAUGUCCGUAG
Messenger RNA from Lottia gigantea (owl limpet), 306 nucleotides. RefSeq lists its product as hypothetical. NCBI's taxonomy places the organism in Eukaryota, Metazoa, Mollusca, Gastropoda, Lottiidae. The record is from RefSeq and is a predicted model, not a curated record. The transcript has a single exon. The annotation marks the transcript as partial.